Messenger RNA from Talaromyces atroroseus, 861 nucleotides. RefSeq lists its product as hypothetical. Bases 1 to 861 code for a protein of 286 amino acids. Gene Ontology annotation, molecular function: oxidoreductase activity. NCBI's taxonomy places the organism in Eukaryota, Fungi, Ascomycota, Eurotiomycetes, Eurotiales, Trichocomaceae. The record is from RefSeq and is a predicted model, not a curated record. The transcript is spliced from 2 exons.
AUGGCAUCUCCCGUCUGGCUCAUCACCGGUAGCUCGGGCGGCCUGGGCUACAGCCUGACACUCCACGUUUUGGCAGCUGGACAUCGUGUGGUGGCCACCGUCCGAAGCAGCUCCAAAUCAGCGGCAGUGGUGAAAGAAAUAGAAGCACGGGGUGGUAAGAUUGUCGAGCUCGAUAUCGCCAAACCGGACACAAUAUCUGCGGCAGCGAAGCAGGCAGAAAGCUUCUACGGACAUAUCGAUAUCCUAGUCAACAAUGCUGCGUACUCGCUGUUGGGAGCCGUUGAAGACAUGACUGACGACGAAGGCGCGCUCCAAUUUGAGACGAAUUUCUUCGGACCAGUCCGCCUGACUCGGGCUCUUCUGCCCUCGAUGCGUGCCCGCCGCACCGGCACCAUCGUCAACAUAUCCAGCAUCGCAGGCCAGGAUGGUCGUCCGUCAUGCGGAAUGUAUGCCGCGAGCAAAUUCGCCCUGGAAGGACUAUCCGAGACUUUGGCGCAUGAGCUAGCCCCAUUUAAUAUCGCAGUACUCGUGGUUGAGCCUGGCGCGUUCCGUACCAACUUCCUACAAGCGGCACAAAUCACCAAAGCCGGUGUUUCAGAGCCGUACAAAGAAGGGCCAGUGCAAAUCGCGCUGGACAAGUUUGACGCUGCCAACGGGAAUCAGAUCGGUGACCCGGCGAAAGGCGUGGCGAGGAUAUUCGAAGUCGUGACUGGAGAGGGCCUUGCUGGGGGGCUCAAGGGGAAAAUUCUUAGGUUGCCCUUGGGUUCAGACUGUGUGGCUCGUCUUGAGCAGAAGUUGGAAAGUGUCACGGGGGAUUUGAAGCUUGCCCGAGAGGCGUCAUUGAGCACAGACUUUGCAUGA